AUGAAGUUCUUCGAUAAGAAGAGAGAUUUGACAUUUCAAGAUGGCGAUCAAAUCGCAGGAGUGGAUGACACGGAACAAGGUUACUUAGAGGAAGCCUUUGAUCAGGACUAUGAGCCUGAAGAUGAAGAUGAACGUGACUUCAACCUACGUGGACAAUUCGAUGAUAUCGAUGACUCCGAAAGAAAUGAGCUCUUGGCAGAUGCAGACAAUGUUGUUGAUGAUAUGCCGGAACUCAUUGUCAGAUUCCAAGGGGAUGAUGACUGUGAAUCAGAUGACGACAAUUUGGGUGAUGAAGGCGAUGAAGAGGAAGAACCUAUUGUGGCCGAUUUGGAUCACCAUCAAGAAAACGUCGAUAGAGGAACCAAUGAUAUUGGAAGCCUCGUUACUGAUCUGGAGGAUCUACAAGAACCGGCAGACGAAGAGAUUGUAUUUGAGCCUGAAAGGCCUCAAGUAGCAAAAGUCACUCGAUCUGGGCAAACGUAUGCGCAAGCUGCAAUGUCAGGGCUGAACCUUUCUCAAGUUCCAAAGAAACCAAGAAAAUGGCCUUCCAGCAGGAGUGGCAGUUCUGCCAAUAAGAACAAGAAUCGAGUUGCGACAAGACGCAAGCAUCAAGAGAGGGAAUUGGAACUGUUGAAGAACAAGUUAAAAUCUGGUAUUCAUACCAAAGAAGGAAGUCGCAGUACUAAAUUUGAUACUGACGAAAGUCUGAACUUCAUUCAACAGUAUUACAUCAAUCAAGGGCUGAAGAAGUUUGGUGAUGAUGGAAAAGAUGCUGUGGAUAAGGAAUUGAGACAAAUGCUUGUGAGAGAUUGUUUUACUCCUGAAUUUGUGAAAGACAUGACCGCGUCUGAGUGA
This is a messenger RNA of Cylindrotheca closterium, 855 nucleotides long. The record is from the annotation of a GenBank genome assembly. NCBI's taxonomy places the organism in Eukaryota, Bacillariophyta, Bacillariophyceae, Bacillariales, Bacillariaceae.